Acanthopagrus latus (yellowfin seabream) is the source of this 2208-nucleotide messenger RNA. It is a transcript of the gene cry-dash, whose product is annotated as cryptochrome DASH. The record is from RefSeq and is a predicted model, not a curated record. Gene Ontology annotation, biological process: photoreactive repair. The coding region runs from base 215 to 1780 and encodes 521 amino acids. The transcript is spliced from 14 exons. Gene Ontology annotation, molecular function: damaged DNA binding; deoxyribodipyrimidine photo-lyase activity; FAD binding. NCBI's taxonomy places the organism in Eukaryota, Metazoa, Chordata, Actinopteri, Spariformes, Sparidae.
CUUGUCUUUUGCAUGUUUUACAGCCUGAGGCAGCUGUUGGGCUGUUAGACAACCACGUUAUACAAGCUGAUGUUUGGUAACAGCCUGGCUGGAAACGUGACGGACCCACCCGGCUCCACAGACCGGAGGACGCUGCUGGCUGACACACAGGACUGUCGGUGUUUCUCCAACAACUACUGCUGCUGCUUCACCAUUAAAAACAACAACAACAACCAUGUCUACCGCCCGAACAGUUAUCUGUUUACUAAGAAACGACUUACGCCUCCACGACAAUGAGCUUUUCCACUGGGCUCAAAGAAAUGCAGAGUACAUUGUCCCACUGUACUGCUUCGACCCCAGACAUUAUGUGGGAACCCACAACUACAACCUGCCAAAGACUGGGCCUUUCCGCCUGCGCUUCUUACUGGACAGUGUCAGAGACCUCAGAAACACAUUACUCAACAAGGGCAGCAACCUCGUGGUGAGACGGGGUAAGCCAGAGGAUGUAGUCGCUGAUCUCAUCAAGCAACUUGGCUCUGUCAGCACUGUGGCUUUCCAUGAAGAGAUAACUUCUGAGGAACUGAAUGUCGAGAAAAGAGUGAAGGAUGUCUGUGCACAGAUGAAGGUCAAAGUUCACACCUGCUGGGGGUCUACACUGUACCACAGGGACGAUCUUCCAUUUCACCACAUAUCCAGGCUGCCUGAUGUGUACACUCAGUUCAGGAAGGCAGUGGAGACCCAGAGCAAGGUGAGGCCUGUGUUCCCAACUCCUGAGCAGCUAAAGCCUCUUCCUCAAGGGCUGGAGGAAGGAGCCGUUCCUACAGCUGAGGACCUGCAACAGACAGAGCCUCUGGCUGAUCCUCGCUCAGCCUUUCCCUGCAGUGGUGGUGAAAGUCAGGCUCUGGCUAGAAUCAAACACUAUUUCUGGGACACUGAUGCAGUUGCGACUUAUAAAGAGACCCGUAAUGGCUUGAUUGGUGUGGAUUAUUCUACUAAAUUUGCACCUUGGCUGGCAAUGGGUUGCAUUUCACCCAGGUAUAUUUAUCAUCAGAUCCAGCAGUAUGAGAAGGAGCGAACAGCCAAUCAGAGCACAUACUGGGUCAUUUUUGAACUUUUGUGGAGGGAUUACUUCAAGUUUGUAGCUGUCAAGUAUGGAGACAGACUGUUUCAGAUCGAAGGACUUCAGGACAAAUCUAUUCCAUGGAAAAAGGACAUGAAGCUGUUCGAUGCAUGGAAAGAGGGACGAACAGGAGUGCCAUUUGUGGAUGCCAACAUGAGAGAGGUGGCAAUGACAGGCUUCAUGUCCAACAGGGGGCGGCAAAACGUUGCUAGCUUCCUCACUAAAGAUCUGGGCCUGGAUUGGAGGAUGGGAGCCGAGUGGUUCGAAUACCUCCUGAUUGACCAUGAUGUCUGCAGCAACUAUGGCAACUGGCUGUACAGUGCUGGGAUAGGAAACGACCCCAGAGAGAACAGGAAAUUCAACAUGAUCAAGCAGGGCCUCGACUAUGACAAUAACGGUGACUAUGUGCGGCAGUGGGUUCCUGAGCUGCAGGGGAUCAAGGGAGCUGAUGUGCACGCGCCGUGGACCCUCAGCUCUGCCGCGCUGUCUCAUGCUCACGUGACCCUCGGUGAGACCUACCCCACCCCCAUCGUCAUGGCCCCAGAAUGGAGCAGACACGUUAACAAGAAACCGAGUGGCACAGGGCCUUCCCCCAGAGGAAAGAAAGGUCCAUCUCACACACCCAAACAACAUCGCGACAGAGGCAUCGAUUUCUACUUCUCCAAGGGCAAAAAACAGUGACCUGUAAACACCUGACAUGUGGAGAGGUGCUCGGGCGACAGUAGCUCAAGUGAUCCAAACAUAAACUGUUGCUGUAAAAUCUGGUUUGCACACUGACGUGUGAAGUUGAUUUGAGGGCAUGUAUGGUGCUAUUUGAAUAUUUUCAAUUAACCGAGCUGUUCUCUAGAAAAGUAGACCUCAUAAACACCUUUCAUGAAUUUCUGUUUCCUGUUGUAAGCUGCAGUGACUCUGAAAACCCACACUGUGGGUUUAGUUUUGAGCAGUGAAUUGAUAACAAGGAAUGAACUGUCCUCUGAUGUUUUUAUGCAGAUUGUUUUUCUUAUUUUCUUACGUCUUUGGAUAUCUUGCUAUUAUUUUUUUAUUCAUUUUCAGAGUUUGCCUAUUUGUUUCCCGUUGAAAAAAUAAAAACUUCUACAUAGAAAACUUUA